Messenger RNA from Alternaria ethzedia, 951 nucleotides. RefSeq lists its product as uncharacterized. The record is from RefSeq and is a predicted model, not a curated record. The coding region runs from base 1 to 951 and encodes 316 amino acids. Lineage: Eukaryota; Fungi; Ascomycota; Dothideomycetes; Pleosporales; Pleosporaceae. Gene Ontology annotation, biological process: mitochondrial proton-transporting ATP synthase complex assembly. Gene Ontology annotation, cellular component: mitochondrion. The transcript has a single exon.
AUGCUGCUCCCCACGCUGCGUCACGCCCUGCGCCAGCCGCUCGCCAGCCCGCGCGCCGUCCAGCGCCGCUGGGCGCAGGUGCACGACGUCCGCUUCCUCGCCACGCACGACUCGCAAGAGCGCAUCCUCGCCAAGUACCGCGACAAGCUCGAGCACAAGGCGCGCCAACAGGGCCUCAAGGACCUCGACGAGCUCAAGGAGCAGUACAAGGACAAGAUCGAGGAGCUGCGCAAGCAGGCCAUGGUGCCCGGCGCAACCGCGCCCCUGACGCCGCCGCCCGAGACUCCCUGGCCCUCACCUCCGCCGCCGCCGCCCGCUGCGCCAGGCUCUCCUACGGCCCCGCCGCCGGGCAUCAAGACGCUCAACUCGUUCCUCGAUCUCGCCAAAGUCCAGGCGCUCCCCAGCAAGGAAGUCCAGGCCCUGUGGCGCCUACGCCACGCUGCCAACCCGCAGAGCAUCCACUUCGCUGUCCCCGCCACCACCUUCUCCCAGCUCCUUCGCAGCGCCAAACAGCACCCCUCGUUCGUCCUCCCUGUCCCCCGCGAGAUACCCGCCGACGCCCCAUCGGCCUCGCAGCAGCCGCCUCAGACGCAGCAAGCCGCCGAGCUGCACUAUCUCCAGUUCUCCCACCCGCACGUCGAUACCACCACGCUCAUGUUCACGACACUGGCAGAGUUCAAGCUCAGGGGCGAGUUCGCCAGUCCCCACACCACCGUCACCUUCCACCACGAGCUCGCCGAGACCCACAACUUGGUCCUGGGCCAGGGCUUGGUCACUGAGAACAGGGGCGUAUCGGUCGACGACGCCAGAUGGCUCGUCAUGUGCAUGCAGAAGUUCUACGUGCAGACGGAAGAGGGCAAGGGCCGCAGCCAGCUUCUCGACAUGUUCACCCGCGGAGACAGCGCAUUCCAGGUAGAGCGACUGAUAGAUGAGGCCGAGAAGAUAUUGUGA